Syzygium oleosum is the source of this 1186-nucleotide messenger RNA. Its product is annotated as thylakoid lumenal 17.9 kDa protein, chloroplastic. The record is from RefSeq and is a predicted model, not a curated record. The transcript has 4 exons. NCBI's taxonomy places the organism in Eukaryota, Viridiplantae, Streptophyta, Magnoliopsida, Myrtales, Myrtaceae. The coding region runs from base 79 to 837 and encodes 252 amino acids.
UAAAAGGUCGAUCGUGUGUGCAGGUUACAAAAGGAGAGAUGAGCGGGAUCCGCAGCACCACACCAGAAUCCACGUGAGAUGAUUGGGUGGCGGUGCUGCGGCUGCUGGAGUGGGACUCGUCCUCCCAUUAUCAUCCUCGGCCCUGUCCCUUCUGCCUCCGCCUCUGCCUCCGCCUCCGCCUCAGCCUCCGGCGAACCAAAGGCAAAGCCCCGGAAGAAUCGCCUUCACAUUGCAGGGCUCGUUCCAUUAGCUCUGUCCCUGACCUUCACCUUCAACUCCCCCACACCAUCCCUGGCCAUCCCUUCCCUCAGCUCCCCCUUUCCUUCUUCACCUUCCCUCCCCGCCACCCCUUUCUCUCAGUCCAAGGACCUCCCUCUGGGCCUCCAAGAUGAUGGUGGGUCUGUUGUUGUUUCUUGUGUGUUUUCUCGCAGGAAAAUCAGGCCUUGCCCCUCUGUCAAUCCCGGCUGCAUAUCUUCCAACCCCAAGUCGUCCUCUUUUGCCUUCCCCUGGAGGAUCCCCGACUCUUCCUCCGACGACCCCCUCCUGAAAUUAAAAGAAGCCAUCCUCCAAACUCAGAAAAAUCCCAAGUUUCUGGUCAUUCAAGAUACCCCUUAUGGCCAAUAUUUGCAAGCUGAGGUUGAUGGAGGAUUUGGCCGGGAUGUGCUGGAGUUCCUGGUAAAAGGAGAUGUGGUUGCUUACAGGUGUAUGGCCGCUAAAGUAACCUAUGUCUAUCCCUUCACUACCGCUUUUGGGGAUUCAAAGGGGCAAGAAGAAAGAUUGAAGAAAAUCACCGACGAGUUGGGAUGGUAUGCUCCCAGUUUUGAUUCCAUGGAUUAGGAGAUUCCAAGAGAUUGUUUGUUCAAACCAUUCUUUUUACGUCCCACUCUGUGGGCGGAAUCAAUAUCCAGUCAACUUAAGCCUCUCUCUGCACAUCGUUUUUCAUGUUUAAUUUUGUUGUAUUUAUGCUUCCAAGGCAGGGCAGAUCCUGAGCUCAAUUAUACGAUUGUAAAGGUGGAAUUUUUUUUUCUCCCUCAAGGAGAAGUCGCCUUCUCUGCAUUGUUCACUAUCCGCAUUGCAUCUGCCUCUUGCAUACCACCAAAUUAUCUUUUCUCCUUACAUUGUCCUGAGGACCUUUACUCAACUAAGAUGGUAUAUUUAACAAGCAUAGAAGACUUGUUUGUAGUUA